Medicago truncatula (barrel medic) is the source of this 614-nucleotide messenger RNA. RefSeq lists its product as uncharacterized. The record is from RefSeq and is a predicted model, not a curated record. Bases 35 to 481 code for a protein of 148 amino acids. NCBI's taxonomy places the organism in Eukaryota, Viridiplantae, Streptophyta, Magnoliopsida, Fabales, Fabaceae. The transcript has 3 exons.
UAUUGACGUUUUUCUGAAUCUUCAAGGAAAUUACAUGAAUCAUUUUGGGAAAGAUGAAAUUCCAAUUCUGUCAGAAACACAUGGACAACGAUCUGAUGAACCUCAGGAUUCUACCUUCCGAAGAAACAUAUCGAGGACACGGAGUGCUUCAAUUUAUAUUCCUAUGGCUUCUCCGGAUCCAUAUGAGAGACAACCAAAUCUUGUUGGACAUACUGGUUCACUUCGUAUCACGGCGAAAACUCCUGUUAGCCAAAUGAGUGGUCCAUUAUUUGCUUCUCCUGCAACUGGAAAACCAAGAGCUCCCACUAUAUUUGAUCCCAAGUUCCACAAUUCUCUUUAUGGCGUCGCCAAAGGUUAUGGAAGAAAACUUUUUUCUUUCUGCUCUUCAUGGAUUCCUGAAGUUAUGGAAUCCUCAAGCGAAAGUUGUACAACAAUGGAACAAGGUUUUGGCCAUAUUUUGCUUGGUCGCAAUUUUUAUUGAUCCAUUAUUUUUCUUCUUACUCUAUGUGAACAAGGAAAAUAAAUGUAUCCGAAUCAACAUGGCAAUGUCAAGAACACUUGUUGUACUUAGAAGCAUAACUGAUAUUGUGUAUCUCUUGAACAUUCUUCUCCAG